Knipowitschia caucasica is the source of this 1410-nucleotide messenger RNA. The record is from the annotation of a GenBank genome assembly. Lineage: Eukaryota; Metazoa; Chordata; Actinopteri; Gobiiformes; Gobiidae.
AUGAGAAGAGUCACGCUUUUUGUAAAUGGGACGUCUAGAAAUGGCAAGGUUGUAGCUGUGUACGGGACAUUACCAGACCUGCUCUCAGUAGCAAGCAAUAAGUUAGGAAUCAAAGCCACGUGUUUGUACAAUGGAAAGGGUGGUCUUAUAGAUGACAUCGCCCUGAUUAGGGAUGACGAUGUGCUGUAUGUGUCAGAAGGAGACAGUUUUGUUGAGCCAGAAAAUGAAAUGAAGCCCAUUCUAGAACUACAGGGCUCACAUACUGACUGGAUAACGCUGAAUAUAGGCGGUCGGCUUUUUACUACAACAAGGAGCACUUUGGUCAGCAAGGACCCGGACAGUAUGCUUGCUCACAUGUUCAGAGAGAAAGAUGUGUGGGGAAAUAAACAGGACGAGAAUGGUGCCUACUUAAUCGACCGCAGCCCUGAAUACUUUGAACCCAUUCUCAAUUAUCUGAGGCAUGGGCAGCUCAUUGUCAAUGAAGGCGUCAAUAUUCGAGGUAUAUUGGAGGAGGCUCGCUUUUUUGGAAUAGAGCAACUGGCUGAGCAACUUGAAAUGACUGUUAAGAGCUCACAGCCAGCUGAUGACCACUCGCCCAUUUCCCGAAAGGAGUUUGUUCGCUUUCUUUUGACAACUCCAACUAAGUCCGAGCUCCGCUGUCAGGGUCUUAAUUUUAGCGGGGCUGACUUGUCUCGACUCGAUUUGAGAUACAUAAAUUUCAAGAUGGCCAACCUCAGCCGCUGCAACCUGUCUCACGCUAAUUUGUGUUGCUCGAAUCUUGAAAGAGCAGAUCUUUCAGGAGCUAACCUAGAUGGUGCAAACUUACAAGGAGUGAAGAUGCUUUGUUCCAAUGCUGAAGGAGCUUCUCUCAAAGGAUGUAAUUUUGAAGAUCCAUCUGGACUAAAGGCCAACCUCGAAGGGGCUAACCUGAAAGGUGUGGAAAUGGAGGGAAGCCAGAUGACUGGGAUCAACCUGCGUGUGGCCACUUUGAAAAAUGCCAAGCUGAAGAACUGUAACCUGCGGGGCGCCACAUUAGCAGGGACCGAUCUCGAGAAUUGUGAUCUAUCCGGCUGCGACCUGCAAGAGGCAAACCUCCGCGGCUCCAACGUGAAAGGAGCCAUAUUUGAAGAAAUGCUGACACCGCUGCACAUGUCCCAGAGUGUCUGCAGCCAGCACUGGUCCUUUGGUCUUAAUCCAGGAGGAAAGAGGGAACUGGAUGGUCUCUCACAGACUUUGAGUAAUAUAGUAGACACAUUACAGCAUGUGGACGGCCGCUGCAGUGUGGGGGAGUGUGGAGAACAACUGCCCAAAAAGAACACACUCAAAAGAAUUCUCGGCAGAGUGGCAGACAUGGAUAUUGGCCAUAAGACAUUUGAAAAGUCAUGUAUUUGGUUUCACUGUACAGAAUGA